Messenger RNA from Artibeus jamaicensis (Jamaican fruit-eating bat), 1469 nucleotides. It is a transcript of the gene PSMD13, whose product is annotated as proteasome 26S subunit, non-ATPase 13. The transcript has 13 exons. Gene Ontology annotation, biological process: ubiquitin-dependent protein catabolic process. Gene Ontology annotation, molecular function: structural molecule activity. Bases 115 to 1245 code for a protein of 376 amino acids. NCBI's taxonomy places the organism in Eukaryota, Metazoa, Chordata, Mammalia, Chiroptera, Phyllostomidae. Gene Ontology annotation, cellular component: proteasome regulatory particle, lid subcomplex; nucleus; cytosol. The record is from RefSeq and is a predicted model, not a curated record.
CGCUCCCGGCCUGCCUUGCGCGGCGCAGCGCCGGAAAUGAGCGAGCACUUCCGGCUGCCCUUUCCGCGGUGCUGACUUCUCAGUGGUGUGGUGGUGCUCUGUGUUUUUGCCGUCAUGAAGGACGUAACCGGCUUUCUGCAGCAGAGCCAGAGCUCCGGGCCCGGCCAGGCCGCCGUGUGGCACCGCCUGGAGGAACUCUACACGAAGAAGCUGUGGCAUCAGCUGACUCUUCAGGUGCUUGACUUCGUGCAGGACCCAUGCUUUGCCCAAGGGGAUGGUCUCAUCAAGCUUUAUGAAAACUUCAUUAGUGAAUUUGAACACAGGGUGAACCCGUUGUCGCUGGUAGAGAUCAUCCUUCACGUGGUCAGACAGAUGACAGACCCUAACGUGGCUCUGACUUUUCUGGAGAAGACUCGAGAGAAGGUGAAGAGUAGCGACGAGGCGGUGAUCCUGUGUAAAACUGCGAUUGGAGCUCUGAAGUUAAACAUCGGGGACCUACAGGUUACCAAGGAAACGAUCGAGGACGUGGAAGAGAUGCUCAACAACCUGCCGGGGGUGACGUCGGUGCACAGCCGCUUCUACGACCUGUCCAGUAAAUACUACCAGACGGUCGGGAGCCACGCUUCCUACUACAAAGACGCCCUUCGGUUCCUGGGCUGUGUCGACAUCAAGGACCUGCCAGUGCCGGAGCAGCAGGAGAGGGCGUUCACGUUGGGCCUGGCGGGACUGCUCGGGGAGGGCGUGUUCAACUUUGGAGAGCUGCUCAUGCACCCUGUGCUGGAGUCCCUGAGGGGCACUGACCGGCAGUGGCUGAUCGACACCCUUUACGCCUUCAACAGCGGCAACGUAGAGCGAUUCCAGACUCUGAAGGCUGCCUGGGGCCAGCAGCCUGACCUAGCCGCCAACGAAGCGCAGCUUCUGAGGAAGAUCCAGCUCCUGUGUCUCAUGGAGAUGACUUUCACACGACCUGCCAAUCACAGACAACUCACUUUUGAAGAAAUUGCCAAAAGUGCUAAGAUCAGUGUGAACGAGGUGGAGCUGCUGGUGAUGAAGGCGCUCUCGGUGGGGCUGGUGAGGGGCAGCAUCGACGAGGUGGACAGGCGCGUCCACAUGACCUGGGUGCAGCCCCGCGUGCUGGACCUGCAGCAGAUCAAGGGGAUGAAGGACCGCCUGGAGGUGUGGUGCACGGACGUCAGGAGCAUGGAGAUGCUGGUGGAGCACCAGGCCCAUGACAUCCUCACCUAGCAGCCCCGGCCUGCUCUGCACGGAGUUGAGGGAGGGGCAGGGUUCUCCUGGGAGGAGGGACUUGUCUUGUUGGGAACAGCUGUCACUGGUGCGUGGGGGCCCAAGGGACGGGAAGGGGUGGCCCCGGCUGUACGGGGGCCCCCGCUCCAGUGUGACCAGCCACCCACCACCGUGUGGGCACCGCCCCCAGUGAACGCAAUAAAUGCCUCUGCUUGGUUUCCUUG